Messenger RNA from Lecanosticta acicola, 774 nucleotides. NCBI's taxonomy places the organism in Eukaryota, Fungi, Ascomycota, Dothideomycetes, Mycosphaerellales, Mycosphaerellaceae. The record is from the annotation of a GenBank genome assembly.
AUGGAGCUUCCGCCCGAUCACAUUCGCGCGCUCGAUCAAUUGCGCACGCGUCUUUCGCAGCUCGCGACAUCGCUCCGCCUGCUGCUCGACCAUCUCCAGAACCACAACCCUCUCCCAACAUGGUAGGCUGUCUUUCUUUCAAUUGCUGAUGUAGCGCUGCCAUCUCUUGGCAGGCCGUGGUCGUAUGCUUCAGUCCCGCUAAGGUAAGUGCACUACAGGCCUUCUCUCCAGGCAGACGCAUCGACCGUGGGCGUCAACUUGGCUGAGCUUGCCGAUGUCCUCAACUCUCAGCGCCAGCUCUUCUCCGCCAUGCACGCCUAUCCACUGCCCAACUAUCCCGGACCCACUCAGGAAAACAUCCUCCAGGGAUUGCUGCGUAAGAAGCUGGACCCGAGAGCCGAAGCGUGGAUUGACGACUCUUUGAAGUCAGAGACAGGAGGUCACACAAGCGAUGCCCUAUUAUCAGACGAGCAAAUGGAAGAAAUAUGGGAGUCGGCAAAGCCGUUGAGCCGCGAGAUCAUUGCACCAAUGCUGGAGGAAGAGAUCUUCGAGGAUGACUACACCAUCGAAGAGCGAGCGAAGGGCGUGGAAAACGUCGUGACGGGAAUCAAGCGCAUUGAUGAGGAAGAUGACGGUGACGCGAUGGACGAAGACAAGCCUUCAGAGAUGCCUUCGAUUCCCGGCUCCGAUCCCACGAAGCCCAUGGAACCACUCCAGAACCUGUUGAGAUUUGCGACCACGGGAGAUUUGAAUCCUCCAGGACCCAGUCGGUAG